This is a messenger RNA of Helobdella robusta, 432 nucleotides long. RefSeq lists its product as hypothetical. Lineage: Eukaryota; Metazoa; Annelida; Clitellata; Rhynchobdellida; Glossiphoniidae. Bases 1 to 432 code for a protein of 143 amino acids. The transcript is spliced from 2 exons. The record is from RefSeq and is a predicted model, not a curated record.
AUGGGGGACAUCUGUCAGGCAGCGACAGCUUCAUUGCUACAAAUAGAUAAAAAUAACACGUUGCCUGACUGGUUCAACCUCCAUCGCCAACUCUGUACCGAUUGGGUACGAGACAAUCCGAAAAUAAUUGGUGGACCUGGUCGAACUGUCCAGAUUGAUGAGAGUCUGGUGUCCAGUAACAAAAGGACAAGGAAUGGAAGGGCCAGGCCAUUUCGGCAGCGUUGGGUUUUUGGCGGCAUAGAUAAUGUUUCCAAAGAAGCCUUCUUAGAAGAGGCACGACAAAAUUGUCUGACAAGUGGGCCGCUUAUGCGAGGUUCUCGGUUCCAAGUUGGAACCGGAACCUCGGUGCCUAGAAACCGUUUUAAGAAUACAAACGGUACUGUACCGGUACCUCGUGUCGGGUUCCGGUACCUUGGUACCGGUAUCGCAUAG